This is a messenger RNA of Sceloporus undulatus (fence lizard), 3094 nucleotides long. RefSeq lists its product as uncharacterized. Lineage: Eukaryota; Metazoa; Chordata; Lepidosauria; Squamata; Phrynosomatidae. The transcript is spliced from 2 exons. The record is from RefSeq and is a predicted model, not a curated record. The coding region runs from base 938 to 2257 and encodes 439 amino acids.
UGCCAUCUCUGUAAGUCCCUGUCCUCCCAAGCCAGAAAAAAACCGUGAAUCCCGGCUGACUUCGGCCAUUGCCUUAGGGAAGGUCUGGGAGGGGCGUCCCCGCUCGUCAUCACUCCCUCCGGCUGCUCCGCCCGCUUCUUCUUCACGGGCCAGCGUUUCAAGUGUGGUCUCUGUCCCGGCCGGGACACGGUCUCCGACCACCUCCGAUGUGACCCGUGGUCCCCCGAGACCCAGUGUCACCGACGAACCCUCCAAGCGCCCCCAGAAAACCUCGGGGACUGAGGGUUUCGAGCCCAGGGAGAGAUCCGGGAGGAAGCCAUCCCCGGAGGGCUCACGCUCGCGAGACCGUCAGGAGUCGGAGGCUCGCACCGCCUCGCUACCGACCUCCAAGGCACCGUCGAAACCAUCUCGACACGCCUCCAAGCCGCCUGGGACAGGGGCAUCCUCCUCGACGAAGGCGGUACCAUCAGAGGGGUCGCAGUCAUCUAAGACCCACUCCAAAAGGACCGCGGUCCUGCAUGAUUUGCCGGACAACCCCUUCUUCCCGCCUGAAGACCCGGCGGCGACUCCGACAUCCUCUAAGAGGAGGCACCACACCGAGACCUCUGAGGCUCCUCCACCCAAGAAGUCCAAGUCCAAGUCCACCACGAAGGACCGCACCGGGUCGGAGCGUUCGGCCAAGUCGGCAGACCAUGCUUCACGAAAGCAUCGUUCCCCUCCCAGGGAGACCGUGGAGAGGACCUCUUCGCGCCCUGAGACGGUGACUCCGAGGCAUGCGACUACGGUGCCGACCACACCACUUCCGCAGACUGACGAUCUGGCCGUCGACCAACCAACCUCUCCUGCGAGGGAGCCUUCUCCACUGUCGGUCCACUCUUAUGUGGACGAGGCUGCCCCCCUCCCGGAUGUCGAGGAACCAUGGGCUACGGACGCUGACAUGUUCUUCGACACAGAGACUCAGAGGUACUACAUGUCGGUCCCCAAGGAGACGGCCUUCAGGGAAUUCACCAGGCUCAAUCUGCGACCUGCGAUUCCCCAGACCGACAAGCCAUCAUCCUCCCAGACCAUGGCCUCAUCUUCGGUGCCGCGUCGCCAGCUCCAGGAGCCACCGGCGCCACAAAUCCCGGCCCGCACUCCAUCUCGAGCUAGGGUAGCGGAGAUUCCUCUGACAUCGGACUCUGAGUCGGAUCGGGAACCCUUGACUCCAUCGCGGGACCCUUCCGACGUGGAAGACGACCCUUCUGACCCGCCCUCGCCGCAGGAGAUGCAUCACCCGGGCUCUUCAUCACCUACUGAUGAUGUUCGCUCCUUCAGUGAGCACAUCAUCAAGAUGUGUCGGACUCUGGACAUUGACCUCUCCCCACCGGAGGAGGAAGCCCGCGACCCGGUGGAGCGCCGAGUUGUUGGUCGGGUUCCCACCCCACCUUGCAUCCCGAUGCUGCCUUCUCUGCAGUCCAUCGUACAGAGGUCUUGGGAGACCCCGACUUCGCUUGCUGCGUCCUCCAAGAAGGUCGAGACGCUCUAUCGAAUCUCACCGACCUGCCCGUGGCUGACCAACCACCCCAAGCCGAACUCGGCCAUCGUUGAAGGGGCACAGCAGACCUUCGUGCCAAAGCAAGCGACGUCUCCAGCCGACCGAGAGGCUAAAAAGAUUGACGUCCUGGCCAAGGCUAUAAACUAUAAUGCCUGCAUGGGGGCAUACAUUCAGGCCUUGAUGGAGGGAAUCUCUCCCAUCGUCCCUGACGUCCCUGAUGAGGUCCAACGUCGCUUGGUGGAGAUCCGUGAUGAGGCCCACUCCAUAGGGAACUGGAUCAUCACCGCCUCCAGGAACGUCGCCGACUGUGCGGGACGAGGCAUGGCAGCAUCGCUAGCCCUGCGCCGGCACGCUUGGCUGAGAGGUUCCGACCUCAACGCCAAUGUGAAAUCGGCCAUCGAGGACAUGCCACUGGACGGCACCGGCCUUUUCCAUGCCGACACCGACGAGCGUCUGAACCGAAAGUUCAGAAUGAAGGCCGCUGCCAAGAAGCAUGGGAUGUCUACCACUCCCAUCUCGCCCUUCAGAAGGAGGCACCGUCCUUGGCCACCUCAAGGUCAGUCCCAGGGCUCUUUCUCUCAGGAUCGGCAGCCCCAACAACAGGGCUCACAGAGGCGCCGUUAUCCCUCGCAGUCUUCCUCCUCCUCUGGCCGUCGCAACUUCCCGCCUCGGUACCGCAAGUCCCGCCGGCAGGAUACCGACCAGGGGAAGAAGAGAACCUGAAGGGACGCAGCGCACUUUGUUCCCCCUUCGCCCUUAUUCUUCUUGGACAUCUUAAGGCCCUUUGCUUACACCUGGGCCUCGAUAACAUCGGACUCGUGGGUCAUUGACAUCGUCCGCAGGGGGUAUGCCCUCGAGUUCCAAGAGCUCCCUCCAACCGGAGCAUUUCUGUCCACCUCCCCCUCGGACACCCUUCUCGACGAAGUGUGCACUCUUCUUGCAAAAGGGGCAAUCUCCCCUUUACCACCCGAACAAUUCCCUAGGGCCUUCUUCUCCAGGUACUUCACGGUACCGAAGGCUGAUGGGGGGAUCAGGCCCAUUUUGGACUUGAGACAAUUGAACCUGUUCCUUGAAUACCGUCGUUUUCGAAUGGUAACCUUAGCCUCCAUUCUGCCUCUGCUCCGUCAGGACCUGUGGUUUGCUACCGUCGACCUGAAGGAUGCCUAUUUCCACAUCGGGAUUCGGGAGUCUCAUUGAAGAUUCCUCGCCUUCACCGUGGGCUCCGACGCAUACCACUACAACGUCCUCCCCUUCGGCCUGGCCACGGCACCGAGAGUCUUCACGAAGUGCAUGGCACCGGUGGUGGCUUAUCUCCACCAAAGAGGUUUCAUGGUCUUUCCAUACCUGGACGACUGGCUGUUCGCCGCCGAAUCCCAGAGAGAGCUGCAGGACGCACUCUCAUUCGCCUUACGCCUCUUGGACUCCCUCGGACUGGUCAUCAACCACGAGAAGUCCCACUUCACUCCCUCCAGGCAGGUCAAGUUCAUCGGCGCCAUCCUCGACUCCGAAACAUGCUCCGCCUUUCUCCCUCCAGACCGUUUCCAGGCGCUGACGACUGCC